Messenger RNA from Stegastes partitus (bicolor damselfish), 5579 nucleotides. It is a transcript of the gene pgap4, whose product is annotated as post-GPI attachment to proteins GalNAc transferase 4. NCBI's taxonomy places the organism in Eukaryota, Metazoa, Chordata, Actinopteri, Pomacentridae. Gene Ontology annotation, molecular function: glycosyltransferase activity. Gene Ontology annotation, biological process: GPI anchor biosynthetic process. The record is from RefSeq and is a predicted model, not a curated record. The coding region runs from base 450 to 1637 and encodes 395 amino acids. Gene Ontology annotation, cellular component: Golgi membrane. The transcript has 2 exons.
GCUCAGCGUGAGUCUAUUUCUCUGCUUUUAUCUGACUAAAACCCUCAACAAGGACCCACAAGGGUCCAUAGUUAGCCUGUCAGUUAGCAUGCUGCUAACCACCGACAGUACUCUCGGUAGCAGUGAUCUUUGAUUCCCGGUCCGGCGGAGCGCAGGCUAAACACGGCUACGGGAAAAGGCAAGCUGUCGACACUUUCCAGACAACAGAGCAACAAGGACUAAGCUGAAACUCUCCCGUUUGUUUACAAGAACAAGUGCCAACACCUGACUCGUUUUCCACCGAGCUAUCGAUUUACGGAAGAGUCAUCUGGUUUCACUGCUGUGGUCAGUGCAGUAGGUCUUCCAAAGCAAACGGUGACACUGUAACUGUUGAUGUAAAGCCUACGGAGCAGACCUCCUAUGUUUGAGUUCAUUCUGUCACGCUGUGUUUCCUGCCAACUGUUUCACCUAUGCCUCGAUGGAAAGCAUUCUUCAGUCAGUACCUGCGAUGGUCCAGCACUGUCACUCAAGCCCUCGCCUUGUCCAUCAUCACAUUUUGCGUUGUUCUUCCUCUGUGCUGCCAUCGACUUCUGUACUCUUACUUCUUCAUCAGGUCCAUGUAUCUGGACUCAAUGAGCGAGGAUGUUCUACAGGAAAGCCUUAAGCAGGGCCAGGACGCUCUGCACUUCUGGCAGAGCGCUUCCACUGGGGCGUCGCUUAGAUUCAUUGAUAUGGCUCAGCAUCCUGAGCUGCUGGUCACCGUGGUAACAGCCAGGCGUAACGAGGGGCGGGAUUUCCACUACCUGCUCCAGGUGAUGCAGCAGCUGAGUGUCAUGGUGGGAGGCUGUGGGGAACGGCGGUGUGCAGAGGUGCUGGUUUGUGAUGUGGAAAGUGGCCUCCAAGAAAACCAGGAUGCCAAACUGCUGGAGUCCCACUUCAGGGUGAUCCGGCGUUUGCCUGAGGAGCAGCAGAACCGGGAACGAGUCAACAUCUUUGAAAGAGAGAAGAGGGAUUAUGUCUUUUGUAUCCGCAAGGGAUGGGAGCUGGUGAAGCCCAAAAACAUGGUUAUCCUGGAAGAUGAUGCUUUGCCAAGACAGGACUUCUUCACAGUUAUAAAGGACCUCCUGUCCCGUCGAUUCGCCCUCCACACUCUUUACAUCAAGCUAUAUCACCCUGAAAGGCUGCAACGCUACUGGAACCCUGAGCCAUACCGCAUCCUGGAGUGGGUGGGGCUUGGGCUGGUCGGAGCGACGGCCCUUCUCCUCACUUUGCCUUACUGGAACCCUUGCUCUUUCUCCUUCACAUUGUCGGCCAACCACCUCCUCUUCUUCACCCUCUACUUUAUGGCUGUUGCAGAGCUGCUGGGGCGGCACUACCUCCUGGAGGCCCGGAGAUUUGCCCCACAGCUCUAUGCUGUCUCGCCGGCCACCGAGUGCUGUACCCCAGCCAUGCUCUUCCCUGGCAAUGCUUCUCUUAGGGUGGCCGAGUAUCUGGAUGGGUCGUUCUGCAUCAAAGGGAACGCCAAAGACAUAGUUUUGUAUCAGAUUGCCAGGACAGUACCCGGGGAAAGUUCUCACAGUGUGGAGCCCAACCUCAUCACCCACAUCGGUGCCUAUUCGUCAGUGCGGCCCAACCCAUCCAGGCCCAAGCUCCUCUGACAGAACCAGGAGGAGGUGGAGGACUCAGUCUAACCCAGUGCAAUGAAGUUAGACUUAAUCAGGUUCCUCCCCAGCUGAUUCUGCUUUUUUUCUGCCAUGUGACCUUCUGGACUCUAGAGGUUUAAACACAUAGCUCAGUGAGUGAUGGUUUGGUGAUUUGUAGGUGAAAAGUAUCAAGACAUCUAAGUUGAGAAUUUAAUUUUAGAUGUGUAGGUUCCAGCUUGCAGCUUGUCCACAUAGGGGGUGUUUCAGUCGAGGUUUUCAGUCUUUUGUCUCACAUGUGCAUCUGACGGCUAACAAACACUUUUAUUUAAUAGUGAUAAGGGCCUGAUUAGAGUCUUUACUGCUUUGACAGAUGUCCAACCACACUGGAAAGCGAUUGUGUUAAUGCAUGAAGAUGGAAAGAACAGCCAGCCAUCAUAGACAGGACGGGAUGCAGUAUUGUUGAAAAACAUGGCCAGUGGUGCACAUUUUCAGCCAGAGUCUUCAGAAAGCAGUGUAUUCAGGUGUACACAUGAAAAGUGUCAUAUGUAGUUGAGUAACAAAUGAAAAAAGAGACCUAGAAAGAGGAGUAUGCAAGUCAUCACAGCUGGCCUGCAGUGACCAUGUACCCUCAGUAAUGUAACUGAACGCAUCAUGUGUAGACACAGCCAGAGGACUCAAGUUCUUAAUGCAUUGCAGACAUACGGUUCACACUGUAUAGGCUGUGUGGACUGAGAAUCAAAAUUGUUUUGAGGUUGUCUUCAGUAAGCUUGAAUGGCAGAAAGUGCCACCCAGUUGUGGUUUGGCACUAGGCACAGCUUAAACACUCAUGCAUCUCUUCACCAUCAAAUCACAAAAUACUGCUCUCACUGAGUUGCCUUUUCAGUGUGGGACCAGACCAAACGUAUAUCUUCAUGCUGGAAAUCUUCCUUCAUCAGUUUUGGUGACUAUUCAGGUGGGAGUUUACUCUGCUGUCAGGAUUGGUUUACUCCUUUGUUCAUAAAACUAUUUACCAAGCUAUCAGAUACUGUCAGAAUUCCUCCUUCUCUGCUUUUCAAAGAUACAGAUUCUUCAUUAAACAACCAGUUUGUGGAUGCGAUUUUAAAAAAAGGUUCAAUUAUGAGAUUUUGUGAUAAUUUAAAUUCAUCACUUCACAUUUCACAGACAAAAUGAAUAAUAGAAUUUGCAGAAGAGUGCAAUAGUGAUCACUUAAUUUGGUUGUGUCUGUCUUGAAAACAGGAAGCUGUGGGAAGAUUGUGGUUGAAAAAUUGUGAGCAAAUCCUUUAGAGAACUAAGCUGAAGAGGGUGAUGUCAAAAUGUUUAUCGCCCUGAAGUUUGUUUAUGUCAUUGUGUUAGGUCCACAUUAAUCCAGCCGAGGAUCCACUGAGAAAUUCAUGCUUUAGGACAAGAUGUUUGAUUCUGGCCUUUUUAGUCUUUAACAGUCAUGUUUAUGUGACAAAACCUGCUCCUGAACUCACAUCUGGACACAACGUGUUACCCCACAAUACAGUAGAAUAGAGCACUGUAACACUGUCAUUGGACGGCUGUUGGAGGUGAGACUACCACACCAGGGUAAGACUGACAGCACAAAGCUCAACGUUUGUGAGAUGUACAGAGCAGUAACGCAACCAAACCUUCAUUCUGAUAUGCUGAAAGUUUCCUGUUGACCUCUAUACUAACACUCUGGCAUUUUAGAUUAAUCGCAAAGCUCCACAGAAAGUGGCAGACUUAUUAUUAAAAGUGAUAGUACUUUUUCACGAAAUGGUUUUGCACAGUAGACAAAAGUAGCUUCUCUUUUCCGGCUGAUGAUUGUGUUCAGUUGACAACAUUCUCUGUCAGAGCGAGGUGGCUGCAUCAGUCGGCCAGGCUGAUAAUCGGUCGACUGUUAUUAGCUUCUAUGACCCAAUAGUCUGGUAGUUACCAUAUAUGUUAUUGGUUUUGUUGUUGGUUUUUUGUGUUGCUGGAGUUUACUUUCCAUAUUUGAACACAAAUUAGCUUCACUGCAGGAGUUGCUUUAAGAAACCGAGGCCUGUUUAUGAGACAUAAACCGAGCAUUUCACUGACCACUCUGUAUGAUUGAAUGUGCCUUUAUUGUUUUUGACUUUGAAUAUUAUUAUAUGUUUCCCUUCCUAGUGCAUUUAAUUUCUACAUAUGUGUAUAAAAUAAUUAUGAUCAAUUUAAACUUGAUGAUGUUCAUGGAUAGCUGCCAAAGUAAAACCAUCAGGCCUAUAAGGGUUCCCCAGUCUGCCGCCAGUGACUCAAAGUGGUUCCUGUUGGCAACCGUAAACCGCCAAAUGAAAACAGAAUUGGAUGUAAAGAUUUACAAAUAAAUAAAUAAAAAGAUUUUAAUACUGACAGAUGAAAAAGAUUAUAGUGUUAAGAUGAUGUUUCUGAGGAAUAUUGUGUUCACACUAAAAUGACAAAACACACAAGUUGUUUUAAACUGUAUAUUUUAAAGGACUUGUUCCACAUUUAAGGAAAAGAAAUCAUUUGCUUGGUUUGGAGUCCUAUGUUCAGAUACCAAUGUUUGUAUGAUGAAUACGAAGCUCUGCCUGCAGCUGGUUAGCGUAGCUUAGCAUAAAGACUAGAAAGGAGAAAACAAAUGUUCACAAGUAACAAAGUCCAUCUGUCAACAGCUUUGAGGCUCAGUAUAUCUUGUAUUGCAGCAAAACCCUUAAAUAGGUGUACAAAUGAAAAAGCGGGUUACAGGUAAACAACAGAACUGAGUCUAUAUGUGUGCAAUAUCACUUUCAUGUCAACAGAUUUAAAAAAUGUAUCACCUUACAGUAAUUGCAGUGUUUCUCAUUUGAAACUACAAACAGUUUAAGUUUACUAUGUUAAAAUACAGGCCCCACAGCAGGAACUCAUUGUAACAAACAUCUAUACACCUUACAUUUCUGAGAUUAUGAUUUUUUUCCCAGUACUUUGUAUGUUUACCUUUAUUUCUGAUGACAGAAUCAGUUCUUCUCAUCAUGCAGGAUAUCAAAUUUCUUGAGAGAUGUCAUAGUUUCCACUUUAUUUUUUAGUAACUCUUGUGUGAUUUUGGCAGUGUGUGCUGGAUGAUUAUCAUGCUGGAAUAUUCCUCUUCUGCCAACCAUCAACAGAUUGGGGGGUCAUCUUGUCAGCCAUUAUUUAUAUUUACAGAUACUCAUGGUGCAUCUAUACAUGUCAUGCCCCUAAUGCACUCACGCACCUUCAUAUCAUCACACUACUACCUCUGUGCUUCACUGUAGAGACUAUGCAUUCACUGUGGUAGUCCUGGCCAGUUUCAUGUCAAACAUGCUGGACAUCAUAUGAGCAAAACAGAUGUUAUUUAUAUUUAUCUUGAUCUUAUUUGAUCAAUGACGUGCUCCUCGUAUUCAUCAGACUUCUUUCUGUGCUCUUUAGCAAAGUUUUAUCCUGCUGCAAGAGUUGUUUUUUUUCUUGAUGUUGUGAACUCUGAUUCCUGAAAGCAGAACUGAUUUUCAGUACAAACUUGUACAAGUUGGCACUGUAUGUUGUGUCCUUUUAAGAGGACGACCACUUUUCCACUCGUCUGAAAAACACCUGACCAGCUAGGAUGCAGACAGAGACAGCCAUAGGUCCAGAACUAAAAAAAUAACUGGUGUUCCCAACUAAUUUUCUAACAAUGUUUAUGCAAUUAGGCUGAUUUUACAUCACAGGUGUCCUCAAUUUUGCUUCAGUGAUUAAAGGUUUUGUCACUUGUCUGUCUGUAAUUUCAGGUGUAUUCACUUUUGUUGCUUUGAGUGUCUACUUUGGGCCCUGUAUUUUUAGUAGUCCUUCUAAAGAAUGAGUUUUUCAUUUCAGGACAUACUCUACAGUUCAACUUUGAGAACUACAUUUAUUGAAUGGUGAUAAAAUUCUGAGUCAUUUGUCAUAGAAGUGAUAUUUCACAAGGGUGUAUUUUGCUUCUGGCAUGUGCUACUUGAGAGGUUUAUAAAGGUGGACUUUGUUACCUCU